Sesamum indicum (sesame) is the source of this 2543-nucleotide messenger RNA. RefSeq names its product proline-rich receptor-like protein kinase PERK15. Gene Ontology annotation, biological process: protein phosphorylation. NCBI's taxonomy places the organism in Eukaryota, Viridiplantae, Streptophyta, Magnoliopsida, Lamiales, Pedaliaceae. The record is from RefSeq and is a predicted model, not a curated record. Gene Ontology annotation, molecular function: ATP binding; protein kinase activity.
AAAAAUAGAAACCUCAGUUUAGUUUCCUUCUUUAUAGGAGAAUCAUGGGAUUAGGGCAAUAGUUUCUUACGUUGAAACUAUUAUCAUGCACUGUCUGUUUUUCCUCCUCAUUUGAGAAUCAUCCCUGCCCUUUCUCCUAAAGGGUGAUUUCUUGGGAGAGCGGCGGGGUGUUCGUGUAUUGAUUUGACAGUAGAUCGAUCGGGGUCGUAUACAUAGAGUAUUGUCAAAAAUGUCGUCGACGGAUGGUUCUUUAGAUUCUUCCUCUUCCUCGUCGGAAUCUUCGCCGCCCCCGCCUUCCUCUACCUCGUCGGAUUCUUCGCCGCCGCCGCCGCCUUCCUCGUCCGAGGCUUCACCAGUGCCGCCGGCGUCUGACGCAUUGUCGGAUGGUUCGUCGUCGACGCCUCCUUCACCUGACAGCUCAUCAGAUUCAUCAUCAUCACCAGCUCCCAACUCACCAUCACCAGAUUCAGAUUCCACACCUCCGCAUUCAAAAAGCUCACCAGGGUCUAGCGACCACGACGGAUCUUCAAUAUCACCACCAGCGUCGGAAAGGUCUGGCUCACAUCAUCAUGGGGGUUCGGGCUCGACGCUGUCUCCGCCGGCUGAUAAGGCGCUCCCUUCUGGGCGCCACAAUGAACCGGCGAUUAAUAGCGAUAAAGCUAUUAUAGCAGGAGCAGUCGCAGGGGUAUUAUUACUGCUCAUAAUUUUCAUCGUUGCGUUGGUUUGCUGCAUUAGAAGCAAGAAGCGCCGGCGUCAGCGUAAUAAUGGUUACUAUGGAGACAACCCUCGUGGAAAUCCAAACGGACCAAAUGGGAUGGGUGGUGGCGGCCAACCCCCAGGUUACUACAACAACUGGCAGAACAAUGGAUACCCUGACGGCAUGAUGAAACUACCGCGGCCUCCUAGCAAUGCUGGAGUGAGCUCCGAGCAUGGCUGGAUGGCAGGACCACCUCCACCUCCACCGAUGAUGAGCGGUGAGAUGAUGAGCUCCGGAUUUUCUGGGCAGCAUGGGCCUCCGAUGCCGCCCCCACACCCAGCUAUGGCCAUCGGCUUCAACCAGAGCAACUUCACCUACAAUGAUUUGGCUAUGGCAACUAGUAACUUCUCACAAGCAAACCUACUCGGGCAAGGAGGAUUCGGAUACGUUUACAAGGGAGUGCUGCACAAUGGGAAAGAAGUUGCUGUGAAGAGCUUGAAAGCCAACAGCGGGCAGGGCGAGCGUGAGUUCCAAGCUGAGGUUGAUAUCAUUAGUCGAGUUCAUCAUCGCCACUUGGUUUCCUUGGUUGGUUAUUGCAUUGCCGGAUCUCAAAGGUUGUUAGUCUAUGAGUUCGUGUCCAACGGAACCCUCGAGUAUCACCUUUACGCAAAGGGUCGCCCACCUAUGGAUUGGCCUAGUAGGCUUAAAAUUGCUUUGGGAUCAGCCAAAGGAUUUGCUUACCUUCAUGAAGAUUGUCAUCCUCGCAUUAUCCACAGAGAUAUUAAAGCUGCUAAUAUUUUGCUUGAUGAAAAUUUUGAGGCGAAGGUGGCUGAUUUUGGAUUAGCUAAGCUUUCUUCGGACACCAACACCCAUGUUUCGACUAGGAUCAUGGGGACAUUUGGGUACUUGGCUCCCGAGUAUGCAUCAAGUGGGAAACUAACUGAGAAAUCCGACGUAUACUCAUUCGGAAUCGUGCUUUUGGAGCUUAUAACCGGACGACGCCCUAUUGAUGUUAGCAGGGACGACGAUGACGAUACCUUAGUUGACUGGGCUAGGCCUAUUUUGAUGAGAGUUGUAGAGGGAGGAAGCUAUGAAGAGUUAGUGGAUCCAAAGCUAGAGAACAACUACGAUCCCCAGGAGAUGCUCCGUAUGGUCACUUGUGCUGCCGCCUGUAUUAGGCAAUCUGCCAGGAGACGCCCUAAGAUGAGCAAGAUUGUGCGUGCCCUUGAGGGGGACGUCUCGCUAGACGAUCUAAAUGAGGGGACAAAGCCAGGGCAUAGCGCAGUGCUGAGCACGAGCGGCAGCUCCCUUUCCGAAUUGAACAAACUCAGGAAGGCCACUGGAUUGUCCAGCCAAGAGUUCAGCAGCGGCGAGCAUGGCCAAACGGGUGAAUUUGUUAACAACAGCAGUGAACUUGGCCGGCCCAACCCCGCUAACCGCCCUUGAAUAUUCUUGAACCCAAAAAAAGAAAAAUCACGUCCACGCUAGCAAUAAAAAAUGCAAAUCAUCAUUAUAAUAUAUAUGCCUACUUAUCUAGGAUGGUCGUCGUGAACAUGAUGAUGAAAUGCAAGUUAUUUGUAGUUUCUACAGUUUUAAAUAAAGUUUUGAACACAUUAUUGUAUUUUUUUUUAAUGAUGUUUUCUUGGGGUUUGAUUCUUACUCAAUAAGUGAAUAGUGUGUAAUAUGUUUUAGUUUGAUGUGUUGGAGAUUUUGGGAGGCAUUGGGAAAAUUUGUUUGGCUAUAUAGGAAAUCGAUUAAUUAUUAGGGUUUAUGUUUUUAUUGUAAUUGAAUCAGUGUACUUUAAUUAACAAUGGAAGUUAUGCACUAUGUACAUUCUGAACAUAUA